AGCGCCUGCGUGUGUGCGUGUGCUAGGCAGUGCCACAGGCUGCUUCUGUGUCUAGCGGUUGGGACUGUAGACUGGACCCCGGCUGGGUUGGGUUGGGUGACUAGCUGGGUUUCGAGAGUCUCAUUCCCUCCUGAGGCGGGUGGGCGGGCCCCAUUGGCUGAAUUCCGGGGAGGGCCUUGCCUAGCAGCCGCCCCCCAAUAAAGGCUCAGUCAGCGAGAGCCCUGCCCCUCAGAGCACUCACGGGGAUUCUUCCAGUUGUUGCUGCCGCUGCCGCUGCCGCUGCCGCCACCACCAGCACCGCCACCACCACCACCGCUGCUGCCUCCGCCCUUGCCCCAACAGCCACUGAUCCUGGUUCAGCCUCUGGGAGCAAGCAAGAGGCCACUGUCACCCCACCCGUCCCCCAGCUGUGGCCCAGUCAUGCCAACUCUAACCAGAUGCCUCUUUCUGGGGCUCUGUGUUUUGGUCCUUUUGGAAACUGCUACGGCCCAGAAUUCCAAAACUCCUCGUUGCCGACCCCCGUGUCCCUACAAUGCCGUUUGCAUCAAUGGGACUCAGUGCACCUGUAAGGAUGGAUUUGUUUCUGUGAGUGGGAAGAAAUACUUCAGUGACGUUUUGGAGAUCUGUGAAGAUAUUAACGAGUGUGCAGAACCUUUUUUUGUCUAUUGUGGUGUAAAUGCUGAUUGCAAGAAUACUGAAGGAAGUUACUACUGCCUGUGCAACUCUGGAUAUGAGUUGCCUUCUGGGAAGAGAACAUUCCCAAAAGCCAGUUUAAACAAAUGCCAAGAUAUUAAUGAGUGUGCACCACCCAUUUCUGUUAAGUGUGGCGCAAAUGCUGAAUGUGUGAAUACUCAGGGAAGUUUCCAUUGCAGCUGCAGACCUGAAUUUGCGCUUAUUACAGGGAAGAAAAAUUUCCCAAAUAUCCGUGAGAACACCUGUCAGGGAGUCUCCUCUCCUAGCUCUAUCCCAACAUCUGGAGAUAAUCCCAAGGUGAAGAAUUCUUUUCACCACCUUGAAUCAUUAAUCCACACUCAUGCCUUUUGGACUGCUGAGAACAAGACAACAAUUGGAACUGAAGUCACAAAAUUAUUACUGGACCUAGAACAGGCUGCCCUGAAAUAUGCUGUCCCUUCUCCUAAUGAGCAGAUCAUUAUGGCAGAUAACCAGUCUUUUCUAGCUAUUAAAACACAAGUUAUCAGCAACUGCUCCCAGGAAAAUGACAACUUUAAACUGUAUGCUCAGAAUAACUCAGUGGAAAUUUCCUGCAUGAAUAUCAUCAACUCAAAAAACCAAGAUUCAAGAACAGUUGCUUUUCUCUCAUAUAUUAAUCUUGGGACCAUUAUAAAUGCAUCCUUUUUUGAUGCAAAAGAUGGGGAGAAAAAUGAUGGAAUCUACAUGAACUCCCGAGUAGUCAGCAUUGCUAUAGGACCUCCAAAAUCUGAAUCCUCUUCUCUUUCUGUUCUUCUGAAGUUCCAGCAUAUUAAGGAAAAGAAUGCAGAAGAAACACCUCUCUGUGUCUACUGGGAAGCAAGGGAGAGAGAGGAGGGCGGUGUCUGGUCCACAAAUGGCUGCAAUCUCACUGAGACCACUGAAACAUACACCAGCUGCACCUGCUCCCAUUUGUCUUCUUUUGCUGUCCUGAUGGCUCCCAUUCCACAGGAAGAAGACUGUGUGCUAACCAUGAUCACUUAUGUGGGACUGAGCCUAUCUCUGCUGUGUCUCUUUCUGGCUGCCCUCACCUUCCUUCUCUGCAGCACCAUUCAGAAUACCAGCACCUCCCUCCACCUGCAGCUCUCCCUGUGCCUCUUCUUGGCUGAUCUCCUCUUCCUCACAGGAAUUAAACAAACCAAGAAUAAGGUCCUGUGUUCCAUCAUUGCAGGUUUAUUACAUUAUUUCUACCUGGCCUCUUUCACCUGGAUGCUGCUGGAAGGUCUGCAUCUCUUUCUCACUGCCCGGAACCUGAUGGUUGUCAAUUACACCAGGAUGACCCAGUCCCUGAGGAAGGUCAUGUAUCCUCUGGGCUAUGGAAUUCCAGCAGUGAUUGUGGCUAUUUCUGCAGGAUGGAGAGCACAUCUUUAUGGAACUUCUUCCAGCUGCUGGCUCCGUCUGGAGAAGAGAUUCCUCUGGGCUUUCCUUGGACCAGUCUGUACCAUAUGCUGUGUAAACUUACUUCUUAUUCUUAUGGUCCUUUGGAUUUUACAAAACAAACUUUCCUCCCUCAACAAUGAGGUGUCCACGAUUCAGAACACAAGGUUGCUGGCAUUUAAAGCCAUGGCUCAGUUGUGCAUCCUGGGCUGCACCUGGUUUCUCGGCGUUCUGCAGAUUGGCCCAGCUGCACGGAUCAUGGCCUAUCUCUUCACCAUCAUCAACAGCCUCCAUGGAGUCUUUAUCUUUCUGGUGUACUGUCUCCUCAACCAUCAGGUUCAAGAACAGUACAAAAAAUGGUUCAUGACCAUCAGGCAAACAAAAUCUGGAUCUGAGUCUGUCACUCUCUCAAGCAGGUUUGCCACUGGUUCCACCCAGACCAACACACUCUUUGUGAUGGCAAAAAAAAUGGGAAAUGAGGUGAUGCCCUGGAUUGGGGAAUGGCUGAACAAAUUAUGGCAUAUGUUGGUGAUGGAAUAAUGAACUGGAGGAAUUCCAUGUGAACUGAUAUGACCUCCAGGAAUUGAUGAAGAGUGAAAGGAGCAGAACCAGGAGAACAUUGUACACAGAGACUGACACACUGUGGUACAAUCAAUUGUAAUGGACUUCUCCAUUAGUGGCAAUGCAAUGUCCCUGAACAACUUGGAGGGAUCUUUGAGAAAGAACACUAUCCAUAUUCAGAGGAAAAAUUGUGGGAGUAGAAACACAGAAGAAAAACAACUGCUUGAUCACAUGGGUCAUGGGGAUAUGAUUGGGGAUGUAGACUCUAAAUGAUCAUCCUAGUGCGAAUAUCAACAACAAGGAAAUAGGUUCUGAUCAAGGACAUACAUAAAACCCAGUGGAAUUGCACAUCAACUAUGGGAAGUGGGGGGGAGAGAUGAGGGCAGGAAAGAAUAUGAUUCUUGUAACCAAGGAAUAAUGUUAUAAAUUGACUAAAUAAAAAUUUUAAAAAACACAUCUCUUAGUUUUCUUUAUGGAUUUUCAAUAUUAUCUCUUUUUUGAUUUUCAGAAUUGCUAUUUUUGCUUAAUUGAAUUUUUAAAAUUUUUGUUGCCUUUCUAGUUUUCUCUAUUGCUCUCUCUUUUAUCAAUGAAGUAUUUAGAGACAUGUUUUUCUCUAAUGACUACCUUGG
Messenger RNA from Monodelphis domestica (gray short-tailed opossum), 3275 nucleotides. It is a transcript of the gene EMR3, whose product is annotated as adhesion G protein-coupled receptor E3. Lineage: Eukaryota; Metazoa; Chordata; Mammalia; Didelphimorphia; Didelphidae. Gene Ontology annotation, molecular function: calcium ion binding; G protein-coupled receptor activity. Gene Ontology annotation, cellular component: plasma membrane. Gene Ontology annotation, biological process: adenylate cyclase-activating G protein-coupled receptor signaling pathway; cell surface receptor signaling pathway. The record is from RefSeq and is a predicted model, not a curated record.